GGUGGGGGUGGGGGGUUCUGGGUAAGACUGUAAACUCCUCGAGGGCAGGGCUAGUUCCUUUUUUGGUCCGGGUAGCCCAAGGACCCGCCACCCAGUAGCCGCUUUCUAGGUGUUUAUUUGUUCUUUGGCCGGAAGAGGGAGAAGGCGGCGGAGGAGAAACAAAGAGAGCCUCCAAAUCGGGAUUUUAGAAAGGAACGUGUGAUGGGGCGGGAGUGCGCUUCCGCUCCUUGGGGGUCACCUGGCAGCUUGACGACCGUUCGGUGGCAUGACCGGAGAGGAGAUUCCUGCUCAGCCGCCUCUCCCCCUCCCUGUGCUCAGGCCUGGAGCCGAGCCUGAGAAGGAAGGAGGGGCAGAGAAGUUGGCCCCGGGCUGGCCAUCCUCUGCUUCCCCACCAGGGGCGGGGGUGAAGUCUGCAAACCUAAUGAGGGGGAGAACCCGUGUAGCCCCUGCAUCUGCAGCCACCAGAGGCCCCGGGCUCAUUCCUGCCUGGACACACCAAGAGAGGAGAGCUCCCGAGGAACUCCCCGUCCCCCCGCCAGCGCCCCCAGCCCCUGGCCCCAGCCAGCGGAGCUCUUCGGCUGAGGAGCCCUAGCCUAGGCACACGGAGGCUGGUCUCUGACUCUCAGACUUAAGAACCAAUCACUUGGGAACUCUGGAACACAGGAUCACUGACAAGCAGAACCAAGUGGACCCAAGAAUCAGGCAGGCGGGUCAUGGAGGGCUCAGGCGAGAGGCUGGUCCUCAACGUGGGAGGCGUGCGUUAUGAGACGUACCACAGCACUCUUCGGGCCUUCCCUGGCACCCGGCUCUAUCAGCUGACAGAGCCACCCAUGGGUAGCCCCUUGGCUCGAGAGGUCUUCUUCGACCGUAGCCCCCACCUCUUUGGCUACGUACUGGGCUACUACCGAACGCGCCAGCUGCACUGCCCCCCAGACAUAUGCCGGGCGGUGCUGGAGGAAGAGCUAGCCUUCUGGGGGCUAGCCGAUGCCCCCUUGGCCCCCUGCUGCUGGCUGAAGCUCAGUGGUGGUGACGGACGGGCGGAGGACUUCCAUGCCUGGGAGGAGAGUGAGCUGGGUGAAGAACAAGGUCUGCUGGGACCCAUCGAGAGCCCCAACUCCACCAGGGCCCAGGGGACCUGGAAACCAUGGCUGUGGACUCUGCUUAACCAGCCCUGCUCCUCCUUAGCGGGCAAGUGUGCUGCCCUCCUGUCUAUGCUCUUCCUCCUGGGUGUCCUGGUCAUCUUCUUCCAAGAAACUUCAGUGCAGCUGGAGUACUUUACGUCCAACUUCCGGCCCCUGGAGCCCUGGGAUGGUGAGAAGGAUGGCCUGCCUCCACCUCAGGCCCCUACCCCAGGCUUGGUGUACCAGCGAGCCCCCCACCUUCUCUACCUGGAACUGCUGUGCGUGCUGUGGUUCGGAGCUGAGCUGCUGGCUCGAAGCAUCUCCUGUCCCAACAAGGUCAAGUUUCUGCGCAGCCCGAUGACCCUGGUUGACCUGGCAUCCCUCUUCCCUGUGCUGGUGGAGCUGGCUGUGGGCCGGCGAGCUGAGCGCCACCCCCGCCUCUGCUUGGUGCUGGGCGCCCUGCGGGUGCUUUACGUGCUUAAGCUGGGCCGCCUCCUGGGACUGGUGGAGAAGCCACUGGCCCUGCGGGUGCUAGCUCACACACUGCGCUCAUCCUGGCGUGAGGCGGGCCUCCUUCUCCUACUCUGGGCUGGAGAGAUCUUGCUGUUUGGCUCUCUCUUCCUCUACGGGGAGCUGCUGGGCACUGGCCAUGGCCAGGGUCAGAGUGAGGUACACUUUGCUGACAUCCUCACCUGUUUCUGGUGGACGGUGAUCACCCUCACCACCGUGGGCUAUGGGGACAUCUACCCCAUGUCUGCCUUGGGCCAGGUCACAGCCGCCAUCACAGCGAUGGCAGGCAUGCUGACCAGUGUCCUUCUGGUGCCCAUCCUCCUGGUCCGCUUUCAGAGAUGCUACGCUGUUGCCCUGGCCCGUCAGAAGCUGAGGCCCAGUGGGACCCUGUGAUGGGACAGGCUCCAGGCUCCUCGGGGAGGUGGGAUGGGACCCCAGGUGCCUGCCCUGACUAUUUCAGUUCCCCAGGGAAAGCUUAACACGGAGGCCACUGGUCCUCCCAUCCCUGCCCACCCAACUCUGUGCCGAACGUUGCCAGGUCAUCCUGUACCCUUUUCCUGCUUCAUAAAACAAUCUUAUAGCUCCGUUCUGUCCCAAGGCAAACGGGGUCAGGUUCAGGCCCAUGGCGCCAUUACUAGGGCUUUUGUAGGGGGUGGGGAGGUGUCUAUAGCUUGGAGUCAUUUGCCCUCUGUUCCCAAACCAUCUCAUAGUCAUAGAUUGAGAGCAGGACGAGAUCUCGGAGGCCAUCGAGUCCACCCCCCUCGUUUUGCAGAUGAGGAAACUGAGGCACGCAGAGGUAAAGUGACUUGCUUGGAGUCACACAAUCAGUAUGUGCCUGAGGUGGAAUUUGAACCCGGGUCUUCCUGACUCCAAGUGCAGCGCCUCUAUCCAUUACACGGAGAUGCCUUCAUCUUCUGAAAGGGCAGGGCUGGAUAGAGGUUGGACCUCCACGGUCCUAUGCCCCCUGGCCCCUUCUUCUUAGCCCAGCCUCCAGGUUCUCAUCUCUAGAUGAAGAGAAGAAACGUGUCAACUCUGUGGACCUACCUGGGUGCUGCUGGCAGAGGUGGAGCUGGAGAAGAUGCAGUUCUCAAAGGCUGUCACUAGGUGGUGGUGGCAACACUCAUACUCUAAAGUGCUGGGAGGGUGGGAGAUGAGGUGACCUGUGCACACAGGAUUUAGAGCUAGAAGGACGCUUAGGAACAAUGUUGUCUUACCCCAUUGUUGGAAAGAGGAAGAAACCAAGGCCUGUAGAAGGGCCUGCCAUUUGAAAGCAGGUCCUCGCGUUCCAAAUCCAAUGCCUCCCACCUUUCUGUUGGGCACUCUGGCAGAUUCCCAGCAAUUUCUCCUGAUCCCCACAAUCCCUUUCCCAUACCCCUCCAGGGGGGACCAAAAGCCUCCAAAUGUUAUUGCUUCUGUAGCUGCCUCACCCUUCCCCGGAAGGGGUCAGAGCUUCUGUUAGCAGAUUAAAUUGUAUCAUUAGAGCCACCAAUAUUAUUUGCUUCCCCUUCUAGUGCCCCCAUUAAUACUGGUAUCCCCAUAUGACAUUUAAGGAAACUGAGGCUCAGAAUGGUCUCACUUCCCAUCCAUUCUCAUGUGCUGAUCACUGUGAAAGAGGUAGGGCAGGAGCUAGACCCAUUUUCUAGAUGAUGAAAUUGAGGCCUUAGAGAGGGGAAGCAUCUCACUCAAAGUCACAUGGGAGUGGCAGAGCCAAGGUUAGACCUCAGACCUCAGGAACCCCCAAACUCAAGGCUCCUUCCUCCUAUUCGACCACUAGCAACUUGGGUCAACACCAACAUGGCCCUUUAUGAUCUAUUGGCAAUUAGACCUGCGCAAUUAGAAUCCACAGCCUGGGUGGAUCCUUAAGUAGAAAGAAUAGAACACAGGCUGUGGGAGUUUUGAAAUCAUCACACCUAAACCUCCCACUUUAUAGAUGGGAAAAAAAACAAUCCAGAGAGGGAAACAAUCACCCAAGGGUAGAUACUAAGUCCCUUUCCUACCCUCUUCCAUCUCAGCUUUGUUCCAAGGAGAUUCUCCUUUACUCCCGAGCCAACUCUAUGGCCUGGCCAACUGGGGUCAAUCUUUCUGGUCUCUCAAGAACCAUCUGUAGCUCCCUAUUGACCUGACAUAAACCACGAACUUCUCAGUCAACCUUUGUAGGUUUGUUGCACAUUACUGCCCUUCACCAACUACACUAAUCGAAGUACCUACCUUAUUUGCUAUUCUCCAAACUCAGAAUUCCAUCUCUGGCUUUUGUAGAGGCUAGAGUACACUCCCUCUUCACCUCUGCCUUUUAAAAUCCCUAACUCCCUUUCAGGCUCAGCUCUCCUGCCCCCCACUUCCUUUGGGAAGCCAACCAUAAUCUCCCUAGUUAUUGAUCUUCUUUUUCAAAGUAUUAUGUAUAUGCUUACUCUGCAUGUGGUACCACCCCCUUCCCCUGAGUAGAAUAGAUUGUAAGCCCCUUGAGGGCAUUAUUUCCUUUCUGUCUUUGUAUACUCCGCUUCUAGUGCAUUGCACAUAGUAAAUGCUCAAAUAAAUGCUUAUUGGAUUA
Messenger RNA from Monodelphis domestica (gray short-tailed opossum), 4179 nucleotides. RefSeq names its product voltage-gated potassium channel KCNC1-like. Gene Ontology annotation, biological process: action potential; potassium ion transmembrane transport; protein homooligomerization. Gene Ontology annotation, cellular component: presynaptic membrane; postsynaptic membrane; neuronal cell body membrane. Lineage: Eukaryota; Metazoa; Chordata; Mammalia; Didelphimorphia; Didelphidae. The record is from RefSeq and is a predicted model, not a curated record. Gene Ontology annotation, molecular function: delayed rectifier potassium channel activity; protein binding.